AGUUGCAGAGUCUUUUCAGACUGGAGUAGUUGGUUUGAGAAACAGCUACCAAGUAAUAACAAAAUUAAUGAAUUUACUAACGGACAUUUAUUCGCAUCGCGAAGUAAUUUAUUAAUCGGCAUACUAAAGCUGUAAUCUACCUGAGGUUUUAGCGUGGUAAAUGGAGGAGAAGAAGAAAGACGGAGACCCGGAGAUUCAGGAACACGGACCCGAACAUUGGUUCUCAAAAUGGGAGCGGCAGUGUUUGGCCGAAGCCGAGCAAAGGGAGUCGAACGAGGAGGAGGCCGAUAACGACCAGGAUAAAUUGUGGCAUCUCUUCCAGAAUUCCGCCACUGCUGUGGCUCAGCUCUACAAAGACCGAGUAUGUCACCAACAGGGGGGGCUUUCUUUGUGGGUGCCGUUUCAAAACGCUGCCACAGCCGUAACCAACCUGUACAAAGAGUCUGUGGAGGCUCACCAGCGUAGCUACGACCUGGGUUUACAGAUCAGCCACCAGCGUCGCAACAAGGAUGUGCUGGCCUGGGUGAAGAAAAGGAGGAGAACCAUCCGGCGGGAGGACCUCAUCAGCUUCCUGUGUGGCCGGGCCCCACCCCACCGGAGCUCCAGAGCCACCCUCACCCCAGGACACAGACUGACCAUGGUUUCCCCUAACCGGCCUCCCCCGGCCCCAGAGACUGACUCCUCUGUGGAGGCUGACCUCCAGCCCUUCAGAGAGGCCAUCGCACUGCAUGGUCUAAGUGGGGCUAUGGCCAGCAUCAGUGUCCGUUCCGGUACCCCAGGCUCUCCUACCCACGUGGGGGGUGCUGCUGGCGGUGGGGGUGGGUCGACCCCGGUGGGGCGUCGGCGUAACGGCCUUAACGAUGUGGACCUGAACACUUUCAUCGCCGACGAAAUGGCCCUGCACCUGGACGCUAACCCCAGGAAACGCAGCUCCGCCCAGUGCAAUGAUGUCAUAACAGACUCCCCCACCCAUAAACGCAACCGGAUGAUCUGAUUGGCUUGCGGCCCAGCCCCAGGGAGGGCUAAGAGCCCUUUGUGGGAGGGGGCGUGUUCUUGAGACAGACAGACUGACUGAAGGAUUUAUGGCUGUGGAGUGAACCGGCGUUGAGGACUGAGGAGGCCUUCCAUUUAGUUGAGUGGGUGGUGGUCUCCUGUCCUUGCCUCCUUUCCUAGUUGAGAGCACUGGUCUAAAAUGAAAGCAUGCGUGUUGGAAACCUGUCAUCAAUCCUUCACAACCCCAUUAGGCUGCAUUUACACAGGCAGCCUAAUUCAGAUCUUUUUCCACUAAUUGGUCUUUUGACCAAUCAGAUCAGUUAUUUUGCCAAUAAUUGGGCAAAAGAACAGAAUUGGGCUGCCUGUGUACAUGCAGCCUUAGUGAUCAGCGCUCGUGACCGAGAGGAUGCGAGGACAGAAAGGCAUCAAGGAGGUUGGGACGCAGCCCCCUUUCAGAGGAGAAAUGCACUGUGCUGAUUUGAAAUAAAUAAAAAAAAAAAGCCACUUGAUCCUCUACACUUGUCGCCCCCCUCUCUCCUCACCCAUCCUCCCUUCCUAAUGAAACGAGGGUCAUGGAAAACAUCUGUCUUACUCCGUGAACUAGAGAAUGGUUGAUGCCGGAAGUAGUUCUGUUUUUAGAGACAUCUCAUUUCUUUCUGUUAUUCAUCAUCCAUCCUCCCCGGAGCUUCCCCGUCAGGUGACCCAAAUGACCCCCUACUAUAUUACCACAUAGGACCCUGUUCAAAAGUGGUGCACUAUAUAGGGGAUAGGGUGUUAUCUGGGAGCAGCCCCGCUGUCUCCUGAUGGUUGAUUUCCCCCCAAUAGCAGGCUGUUGAUGUUUUGAUUAUGUAGGCUACCUUCUGUCUGACAACUGUGCUUCAACGGUCAUGUUAAGUUUGAGUUGCAAGUGCAACCACCCCGCAUGGUAAGCGUCCCAAAUCGCACACUAUUCCCUAUAUAAAGUGCCCUAAUAGGGCACUCUGGUCAAAAGUAGUGCACCAUGUAGGGAAGAGGGUGCGAUUUGGAGCACUAAGCCCAGUGUUCAUUUUCAGGUUACAAUGCCUCUGCUACAGUUAGUUCAUUUAUUCAGUACCUUGUUUUUUGUGUUGGGUUAUUUAAAAGUUCAGGAACCACUCAGUGAGACCUACUGCUUGGAUAAUAUCUGACUGUUACCAGACUAACCCCCCAGUCAGUGAUGUAGUGUGAAAACAAAUAGGAAGGUGAACUCUGAUCCCAGUGAGUAAAGUAACACUCCCUGUACUUUCAAUGCGUUUCUCUGCUGAAGGUGUGACCGGUAAACGCUCAAGCAACCAAGUGUGAGCGGCCGUUAACCUGUGUUUCUCCUCUUCCAUUCUGUAGCUGCUGCUGUCCUGUGGGGUUUUUAGAUGAUCAUAUUACCAGAGGCUGUCCUGUGGGGUUUUGUGAUGAUCAUAUUACCAGAGGCUGUCCUGUGGGGUUUUGUGAUGAUCAUAUUACCAGAGGCUGUCCUGUGGGGUUUUGUGAUGAUCAUAUUACCAGAGGCUGUCCUGUGGGGUUUUGUGAUGAUCAUAUUACCAGAGGCUGUUCUGUGGGGUUUUGUGAUGAUCAUAUUACCAGAGGCUGUUCUGUGGGGUUUUGUGAUGAUCAUAUUACCAGAGGCUGUCCUGUGGGGUUUUGUGAUGAUCAUAUUACCAGAGGCUGUCCUGUGGGGUUGUGAUGAUCAUAUUACCAGAGGCUGUCCUGUGGGGUUUUGUGAUGAUCAUAUUACCAGAGGCUGUUCUGUGGGGUUUUGUGAUGAUCAUAUUACCAGAGGCUGUCCUGUGGGGUUUUGUGAUGAUCAUAUUACCAGAGGCUGUCCUGUGGGGUUGUGUGAUGAUCAUAUUACCAGAGGCUGUCCUGUGGGGUUGUGUGAUGAUCAUAUUACCAGAGGCUGUCCUGUGGGGUUGUGUGAUGAUCAUAUUACCAGAGGCUGUCCUGUGGGGUUGUGUGAUGAUCAUAUUACCAGAGGCUGUCCUGUGGGGUUGUGUGAUGAUCAUAUUACCAGAGGCUGUUCUGUGGGGUUGUGAUGAUCAUAUUACCAGAGGCUGUUCUGUGGGGUUGUGAUGAUCAUAUUACCAGAGGCUGUCCUGUGGGGUUGUGUGAUGAUCAUAUUACCAGAGGCUGUCCUGUGGGGUUGUGAUGAUCAUAUUACCAGAGGCUGUCCUGUGGGGUUGUGUGAUGAUCAUAUUACCAGAGGCUGUCCUGUGGGGUUGUGUGAUGAUCAUAUUACCAGAGGCUGUCCUGUGGGGUUGUGAUGAUCAUAUCACCAGAGGCUGUCCUGUGGGGUUUUGUGAUGAUCAUAUUACCAGAGGCUGUCCUGUGGGGUUGUGAUGAUCAUAUUACCAGAGGCUGUUCUGUGGGGUUGUGUGAUAACCAUAUUACCAGAGGCUGUCCUGUGGGGUUUUGUGAUGAUCAUAUUACCAGAGGCUGUUCUGUGGGGUUGUGUGAUGAUCAUAUUACCAGAGGCUGUCAUGUGGGGUUGUGUGAUGAUCAUAUUACCAGAGGCUGUUCUGUGGGGUUGUGUGAUGAUCAUAUUACCAGAGGCUGUCAUGUGGGGUUGUGUGAUGAUCAUAUUACCAGAGGCUGUUCUGUGGGGUUUUGUGAUGAUCAUAUUACCAGAGGCUGUCAUGUGGGGUUGUGUGAUGAUCAUAUUACCAGAGGCUGUUCUGUGGGGUUUUGUGAUGAUCAUAAUACCAGAGGCUGUCCUGUGGGGUUUUGUGAUGAUCAUAAUACCAGAGGCUGUUCUGUGGGGUUGUGUGAACCAUAUUACCAGAGUUGCAAUAAGGAUGUUGCACUUAAGCUUCUUUCACAUCUAAACUCAUGCAAGUUGAUCUUCCAUUGGAACCAACCAGGCAGUCGACCUAAGGUAUUCAAUCAAACACCACCACCUUUACCUCCCCACCCCCUGGAAACUGGGCGGUGUUCAUCUGCCACCAAACGGAAGAGGAACCGACUUUAAUGUUUUGCUACGGCGUGCCGUAAUGAACGUGCCCCAAACCAGAAGAGAAACUCUUUGUUUUGUUUGUUAGUUUUAAGUUGCCAAACGUUUUGCUAUGCUGUGCCGUACUGAACACCACCCAGAUGAAGAGACGUGGGAGGAGCGAAGGUGGACCUCCCGGAAACAAACUAUCACAGAAUUGUUCUUUCAGUUGCCGAGGGCCUAACAUCCCAAUGUCCACGCGACUGUUUAGUAUGCCGUAUGCGUGGCCAAUCCAGGGCAUCGCUCCGAUACUGACAAGACAUAUUGUCUUCUAAUGGGUGUGCAUUAAUGAGUUGAUGUGAAAAGCUGCAGUUGGCUGACUAUUAAAACUGAAGGGGAUAGUUUACCCGAAUUAUAAAAUGCCACUGGUUUCCGUACCCUGUAUAGACAAGGAAUACAGCAAUCCAUGCUUUGGUUUAGUUUACCUGUGCUGCGUUUUAGUACAUAAAAAAACGUAAUAGAAUGUUCCAUUGAACUGAGACAGUGCUGUACCAGUUUCCAGUUGAAAAACGGGGAGUGUUUUGGUUGUGGGUUCAAAAUCCCCUGCUGCCCUUUAAAUACGUGACUCAUUGCUUCAAGCCACACCCCGGCACACCCAACGAACGCAGUAAACCUAUCGCAAAGUCUGUUCAAGAACGUAAAAGUACAGUACAAACCGUUCCACAACGCCGGAAACGUUCAAGUGAACUGAACUCCCCACUGGCCGUGGUCUCCAAAUGCUAACUUUUGUAGCAUUUUUGUCCAAACCCAAUGCAAGCAAGUCAUUAUCCCUGAUAUUAGCAUUUUUCACAUUUCAUGUCGGGAGAGAGUUUGUAAUUUGGGUGAACUAUCCUUUUAAUGACACAGAUUGAGGUUGUACCUAGGCUCUGAUCUAGGAUCAGCUAACAUUAACCACAGUUUUAACCCUAAUACAGGGCUCUACAGUGCCACCAUUUUACUUGCAUAUGCGCCUAAAUAUUUUGCUGUGCGACCUGGAUUAUUUUUAUUUAGGAGCACCAGUGAGCAUAUAAAAUAAAAUAAAUAAAAGGAUUCUAGCUUCAUUACCUAAAAUAUUUUCGAUUGUGCUCCUACAUUUCUUUGUGUUCGCCUACAUUUUUCAACUUAAGCGCAUACGUGCUCCUUGUAAAAAAAAGGUCAGCUUAGAGCCCUGGCUUAACCAAUAGGAGGUCAGAAAGCAGGACCUGUAUUCACAAAGUCGAUCAGAGUAGGAGUACUGAUCUAGGAUCAGUUUGAUUCUAGAGACUGGGGGGCGUCUGAUCGUACAUCAACACUCAUGCUCUGAGACACGUUGUGAAUACACAACCUGAUCAGAGAUCAGUUCUUAGGGACACUUCAUCCUAUCCUGGUUGCUUAGUCAAACCAAGAGGGAGCACAGUUAGUGUGUGUUCCAAAUGUCACACUAUUCUCUGCAGCGAACGACCUUUUGACCAGGGCCCGUGGGGAGGUAGAUAUGGUCGUAGAGACAUUUGGGACGUAGGUAUGGGGUGGUCGCGCCCCAAUAAUAUCUCCUUUCUCUUGAAGUGUACACUCGUUCACUCCCUUCCCACAAAAAUAAAAGCAUUGUACUGGUUCGGGUAGUGGGGGUUUCCACCGUAUUUCUGAUUACCAGUCAUUUCCUUUCAAACCAGUGAAGGGAAGUGAA
Molecule: messenger RNA, 5633 nt
Organism: Coregonus clupeaformis (lake whitefish)
Lineage: Eukaryota; Metazoa; Chordata; Actinopteri; Salmoniformes; Salmonidae
Product: UPF0472 protein C16orf72 homolog
Exons: 4
Coding region: 161-994 (277 amino acids)
Source: RefSeq, a predicted model, not a curated record